Molecule: messenger RNA, 780 nt
Organism: Mucor velutinosus
Lineage: Eukaryota; Fungi; Mucoromycota; Mucoromycetes; Mucorales; Mucoraceae
Exons: 4
Coding region: 1-780 (259 amino acids)
Biological process (GO): endoplasmic reticulum to Golgi vesicle-mediated transport
Cellular component (GO): membrane; trans-Golgi network
Source: RefSeq, a predicted model, not a curated record
AUGUUAUCGCACACACAGCAACAGCAACAGCAGUAUGAUAACCCGUUUGCGCGUAAUGACGAUGCAUUUGAUUUCUACCAAGCAGAUGCCACGAUCGAACCAGAUGUCGAUUUAACAGGACAGUCUGCUACAAAGCAGCAAAAGCAGCCAUUGAUCAACCCAUUUGCCAACCUAAGUGGCUCUAUCGGAUCUGCUGCUCCUUCUUCAUCAGCAGCACAACAGCCUGAAUUCAACAGAGUCUAUAGCGGAGAAGACACCUUGGAUGAACCAGUGUCUGUUACUAUUCUUCGUGAUAUGAAGCAAGUAGGAAGAAAGCUGCAACAGGUGUUGCAUCCCAAAGGCGAUCGCAGCGUCUUGAAGGAUUGGGAUUUAUGGGGUCCUCUGAUUCUAUGCUUGGCAUUGGCCAUCACAUUGAGCACAAGCGUCCCCUCAGAUCAAUCAGUGCCUAUUUUCACUGGUGUAUUUGUCAUUGUUUGGUUGGGUGCAGCUGUAGUCACCAUGAAUGCUAAGCUACUGGGUGGAUCUGUUUCUUUCUUUCAGUCAGUGUGUGUUAUUGGAUAUUGCAUUUUCCCUUUGGUGGUGGUUGCAUUCAUUGGCAUCUUUGUAGAGACAGUUUGGUUUAGAGUGCCUGCCUCUUUAUUCGCAUUUGGCUGGUCUACGUAUGCUUCCAUUGGAUUUCUAUCAGAGUCAAAGGCACAUUUAGCCAAUCGACGAGCAUUAGCAGUAUACCCUCUCUUUCUCUUUUACCUCAUCAUUGCUUGGUUAGUGGCUGUAUCAUAA